CCCAGCUUUGUGCUUUGUGCCCACCCUAUUCUCCUGUGCCCAGCACGGCGUCUCUGGUUAAGAGGAACUCGGGGGUUCUGCAAACAUGCCAGCGCCCCAAAAACGAAUCAGAUUCCGGGACAGGAAUAAUGUUCUGGCCAGGCCGGAGUUUAUAUCUCUUAACCAACCCAUAGGUGCUCCACAAGAAGCCAGGAACUCCAGCAAGAAGCCAAGUGGGCAAGCUGGUGGCAACUCCAGCGAGAAUGCCAGGGAGCGGCGGCAAAGCCAGCAGCUUCCAGAAGAGGACUGCAUGCAGCUGAACCCGUCAUUUAAAGGCAUCGCCUGGAACUCUCUCAUGGCCAUUGACAUCUGCUUGUCGAAACGUCUGGGUGUCUGUGCCAAUAGCACCUCUUCGUGGGGAGGUGCUAGAUCCAUGGUUAGGCUGAUUGGCAUAACCAGUCAUGGCUUUCCCUGGAUUGGGGGGACCCUGUUGUGCCUAUGGAAGAGUAGCACCCUGGCAGGGCAAGAAGUGCUGAUGAACCUUCUUCUAGCUCUGAUGCUGGACAUCUUGACAGUGGCCGGAGUGCAGAAGCUCAUUAAGAGACGUGGGCCCUAUGAGAUGACCCCUGGAGUUCUAGACUACUUGGUCCUUGACAUCUAUGCUUUUCCUGCAGGACACGCUAGUCGAGCCACCAUGGUGUCCAAGUUUUUCCUCAACCACCUAGUGCUUGCUAUCCCUCUCCGCAUCCUUUUGGUCCUGUGGGCAUUCAUUGUUGGCGUGUCCCGAAUCAUGAUUGGCCGCCAUCACAUCAGCGAUGUCAUAGUUGGGUUUAUCAUUGGCUACAUGCAGUUUAACCUUGUGGAGGUUCUAUGGCUCUCAUCCGGCACUUGCCAGAUGUUGGCUUCUCUUUGGUGAGAUGGACAUUAUAAUCGUACUGGUUGGCCAAGUGAAGAAAGUCAUCUCUGGACUCUAGAGAGACCUUGUACAGACAUAGUAGUUGAAGUUGAAAAAAGGGGCACGUCUGUCUAUAUCAGCCACAGGAAAGCACAGGAAGUGUAGAAGAAGACUGUCCUACCUAAAUCUGUAGACAUAAUAACUGUGAAGCCAUCUCCAGGCUACUGAGUUGGUUUAUUGGAGCACUUUUCAUGCAACAUUCUCUCAUUAUUAUCUGUGCUCAGGGUCAGACUGGCCUACCAAAGUACCAGAGGAUCUCCCAGUGGGUUCAAAUCCCAUCAGGACUUCCUUAGUUCUACCAUAGUACUAGAUGACCAAGCACAUUCAGCAUGGUUUAUAUCUAAUUGUUUAUAUCUAAUUGUGGGUCCUCAGUGUUAGGUUCUCUGGUGGGCACUAGGAGACACAAAAAUUAAAAUGAAAGAUAUUAGGUU
Messenger RNA from Xenopus tropicalis (tropical clawed frog), 1365 nucleotides. RefSeq names its product phospholipid phosphatase 7 (inactive) (gene plpp7). The record is from RefSeq and is marked provisional. NCBI's taxonomy places the organism in Eukaryota, Metazoa, Chordata, Amphibia, Anura, Pipidae.